CUAAUCUUAUCUCACCAUAACUGAGUUCAAACCUUCAAAACCAGAUCACAUAGUUCCUUAAAAUGGAGGGUGGUUUCUUUAACACAAGGUUUUUAUUCUCAGUGUUUUACGUUGUGAUGCUAGCUAAUGAUUUGCUUGUGAAUGUGCAUGGCCAAGGGACUCGUCUAGGGUUUUACUCAACCACGUGCCCACGAGCAGAGUCAAUUGUGAGAUCUACGGUUCAAGCUCAUUUCAACUCUGAUCCUUCCGUGGCCGCUGGCAUACUGAGGUUGCACUUCCAUGACUGCUUCGUCCGAGGCUGCGAUGCGUCGGUCCUCGUGGACGGAUCCGGGACGGAGAAAACGGCCAGCGCGAACGGCGGGUUGAGAGGGUUUGAGGUCGUCGACGACGCCAAGAAGCAGCUGGAGGCUGCAUGCCCUGGUGUGGUGUCUUGUGCUGACAUACUUGCCCUUGCUGCUCGAGAUUCUGUGGUUCUGAGUGGAGGGGUAAGAUGGGAAGUUCCAACAGGGAGAAGAGAUGGGAGAGUAUCGAAGGCUUCUGAUGCAGAAAACUUACCAGGCCCUUCAGAAUCUGUUCAUCAGCAGAAGCAGAAGUUUGCUGCGAAGGGCCUCAACACUCAAGACCUUGUCACUCUCGUUGGAGGGCAUACCAUUGGAACUACAGCCUGCUUAUUCUUCACCAACAGACUAUACAACUUCGACGGAAAUGGUAAUCCUGACCCUUCCAUCAACCCUUCCUUCCUCCCUCAACUCCGAUCACUUUGCCCUCAAAAUGGCGACGGCUUCAACCGGGUGGCGCUCGAUUUCGGGAGCCAGAACCGGUUCGACACAUCAUACUUCAACAAUCUGAAGAAGGGGCAAGGAAUUCUGCAGUCUGAUCAAGUACUGUGGAGUGAUGCUUCCACAAAGCCCUUUGUUCAAAGGUACAUGGGAGGGAAGAUAUUCAAUGUGGAGUUUGGCAAGGCUAUGGUAAAGAUGAGCAACAUUGAGGUCUUAACUGGUAAUAAAGGUGAAAUUAGAAAGAAAUGUUCUGCUUUCAACUAGAUAUGAAAUAGUUUUGACCUGUCUAGACGCAAAUAAAGUAAAGGGAGAAUAACAUUAAAGUCCAAAACAAUAAAUUUAUGACAGUUAAGUUCUUGACAAAAUUUUAUGAAAAAAGUUAUAAAUAUUAAUUCAUACAAUUAUAAAUAUGAUUGUAGUUGGAAUUCAUGUCAUAACUUUUUGCAUCAACAUUUAUAAUUUAAUUUUCAAAAAAUUUUAUCAAAAGUUUAACUGUCAUAAAAUCCCUACUCUGGGACUUUAGUGUUAUUCUCCCUAAAGUAGACCUAUUUUAUGUGCUUUGUAUGAAUCUAGAGAAGUCAGGACCAAAAAAAUGUGGACAGAAACUAGGGUUAUUGGCUAGUUUACAAGCAGAAGCAAAAAGUAAUGCUUCAUAUAGUUUGUUCAUGCUAUAUGAAUUGUAUUGUGUUCUCAAUCUGUCAAAUGUCAAAUUGAAAUAAUAACAAAGUGAAAUAUGAAAUAGUAUACAUGUUA
Prosopis cineraria is the source of this 1532-nucleotide messenger RNA. RefSeq names its product cationic peroxidase 2-like. The coding region runs from base 63 to 1043 and encodes 326 amino acids. The transcript has 3 exons. Gene Ontology annotation, cellular component: plant-type cell wall; plasmodesma. The record is from RefSeq and is a predicted model, not a curated record. Gene Ontology annotation, molecular function: heme binding; peroxidase activity. NCBI's taxonomy places the organism in Eukaryota, Viridiplantae, Streptophyta, Magnoliopsida, Fabales, Fabaceae. Gene Ontology annotation, biological process: response to oxidative stress; hydrogen peroxide catabolic process.